Molecule: messenger RNA, 1812 nt
Organism: Aspergillus pseudotamarii
Lineage: Eukaryota; Fungi; Ascomycota; Eurotiomycetes; Eurotiales; Aspergillaceae
Product: questin oxidase family protein
Exons: 4
Coding region: 317-1546 (409 amino acids)
Molecular function (GO): oxidoreductase activity
Source: RefSeq, a predicted model, not a curated record
CGACAGAACAUAGAACUUCAAGAAAUGUAUACUUCUGUAUAAAUAUGUUUUACAUGAACGGGUGACGUCACACAAGGUCACCUAAGGCACUCAGGCCACCCAGGUCUCAUCCAAUUCGCCCCAACAACUUUCUUUCCCCACACUUUGCUGGGAUCGCCAGAACGACAGCAUCCAACGCGGUUCAUUUUGGUAUAAUAUAUUGUAAUACCGCUUGAACAAUCUAAAAAGGACACAGGGUGCCGAACACUGUUAGAAGUUGAACUUAACUUGAGGAGCUCCACACAGGAGCCAUACUACUCACUCAACCGUUAUAGCCAUGUUAUCUAUCUCGUUGCCUUCCUUAAAGAACUUCUUGCCAUGGCGCGAUCGAACAUUUAUUGAUAUCCCGCCAGUCAGGAUUCAUGAGAUCGAUACAGCACAAGAGAAGCCGGCUCGGGCUUUGAAACAUUUGCUGAAGCUGAACCAUGCUAACUACUCCGUACUGUACAAUGAGCGGAAGUUCCAUAACCAUGCGCCUCAUAUACUGAGCUCUUCUUUCCUGCAAGGAGCAGAUGCGGAUGACCUAAAUCGUAUCUACGAGGCCGAGUCUAAGCUUUUGGACCCCUGGGUUGAUUCUCCAGGUGAAAUUAGUACUUAUGACUGGAGAGACUACUUGGGCCAUCGAGAAUACCAAAGAGCGUUUGUGGACUUUUUCGAGGACGAGCUUGUCCGUCACGGAUAUGACUGGAAGCAAGUCCUCGCAGAUUAUCUAUUUUCUGGGAAGGAGCCGUUGUUCAAUUCCCUCGUUGAUGAUCUUGGUCACCCUUUAAUCCACCUCGCCUAUGCAUUCGAGGUGUCUAGCCGUGAAGUCGCCAUGGAAGCCCUUGCCCUUGCAGCUACAUGCUAUGGGAAAAUGCAUAAGUAUAUAGACGAUCCUUCUUACUCACAGGCAGAAUCUCUAUACUCUUCCACCUCCCUACUUGACGUUCUAAACAAGGUACGGUCCGACAAACAGUUCAACGGCCUCUUCGGGACCCCAGGCGACAACAACAUGGACACGAUUCUACGUCACCAUGAAGCCGCCCUCCUCAAUCACUGGAAUGCGUGGAAGAUUGAAGAUCCUGUGCAACAAUUCCGCGAAAGCCAGGAGCUCGCCGUGGCGCUUUUAACCGCCACUCAAACUCAAACAUCGGACAAGUAUGACUUUUUCCUCGUCCACACGUUGACAACCAGCCAUGCUGUCCGUAUUCUCCUACCGCUUAUCCCAACACGCUUUCAAUAUGCACUUGUCAGACAGUGGUGGCUUCUGACUCUGGUCGUAUACAUUGCGCAACUAAGACCGGAAGUAAAACUCGAACAGAUUAAGGACUACGACUUGAAAGGAAGAGACUGGAGAUGGACGGCGCAAAAGGCCGUCAAGGGCGAACAUUCGACAGAUGCCCAUUACGUCAAGGCAAUCCGUGCGUGUAAGGAAGCUGCUGCGACAUGGGGAGACCCGGAACAGUACUAUUUAAAAGCGGCUGUCAAGUUCGGUGAGGAGUUCAAUGGUUGGGGAGGAUUCGUUUGAUCAAUGGCAGAUUUGCUCUUGUCAUCUUCGCUCAAAUCGACUUUAAUGGCAUAGUGACAGACGACAUAAUGUACGAUAAGCAUGGUUUUUGGAUAUUGGAAACGUCCGAUUAUGUUUCCUUUCUGAUCAAUUUGUGACAAAUAACAUCUGGAAAAGCAUUGAGUUGGACUUAGAACCAUCAGUGACCCCAUAUUGAGAAUCAGAUAUGAAUCUCUAUUCUACUCACUAGAUAAUAUUGAUCACAAGCUCCAUUUAAAUCCCUACAU